Messenger RNA from Miscanthus lutarioriparius, 528 nucleotides. The record is from the annotation of a GenBank genome assembly. Lineage: Eukaryota; Viridiplantae; Streptophyta; Magnoliopsida; Poales; Poaceae.
AUGCCACUCCUCGCCUCCCUCGCGAUCGGCGUCCUCAUCUGGUUUGUCCCGGCCCCCGCCGGCGUGCCCCGCAACGCGUGGCAGCUGCUCGCCAUCUUCCUCUCCGCCAUCAUCAGCAUCAUCACCCAGCCGCUGCCCCUCGGCGCGAUGGCCCCACUUGGCCUCGGCGCCGCCGUGCUCACCAAGACGCUCACCUUCGCUGCGGUCUUCGGCGACCCGAUCCCCUGGCUCAUCGAGCUCGCCUUCUUCUUCGCGCGCGGGUUCAUCAAGACCGGCCUCGGCUCCCACGUCGCCUAUGCCUUCAUCACCACCUUCGGCUCCUCUCUCGGCCUCGGCUACUCGCUCGUCUUCGCCGAGGCGCUCCUCGCCCCUGCCAUCCCCUCUGUCUCGGCGCGCGCGGGCGGCAUCUUCCUGCCGCUCGUCAAGUCGCUCUGCGAGGAAUGCGGCUCGCGCACCGGCGACGACACGGAGCGGAAGCUCAGGGCCUGGCUCAUGCUCACCUGCUUCCAGACCUCCGUCGUCUCGUAG